UGGAGUUUUUGCUCAUCACAAUUUUCACCUCUCUGAGCUGAGCUGCAUGCAAGCUCCAUCUGCAUCAUAGGCUCCAUACAGCACCAAUACCAGCUGUUGAUUGAGCAUCAUCAAAGCAGCAGUGGCAGUAUUUUGCUGUGGUGUGCCUCAAUUUUGAAGAAUCAAGCAUAUUGAGUCCAGUGAUGACUCAACGACAUGCUGACUCUGAUGAUGAGACCUACGUGACUUUGGGUCGACCGUUUGAGCUCCUGGAGACAGCUGAGGAUGUACAGAAGGCCAAGUCGCGUAAAGACAAAGACCAGUUCGUGACUGACAGUCAGGGGAGAAGAAGGUUCCAUGGAGCCUUCACCGGGGGGUUCUCUGCGGGUUACUACAACACUGUAGGGUCCAAAGAGGGAUGGAAUCCUUCCUCGUUUAAGUCCACACGAGGUGAGAGGAGUGAAUUUGGAGGGCAGAGACCAGAGGAUUUCAUGGAUGAAGAGGAUUUUGGAGCUCAUGGCAUUGCCCCUAAAGUGGUGUCAGCUCAGGAGCAGUUUAUCCAAAGUCAGGGAGAGAGGAAGCGUCCUGCAACAGAAGAUGGGGUCAUCCCAGGUGUACCUCCCCUAGAGAAUCUUGUUGUACCAACCAAGAUCAGUAUCGGUGCAAGACUACUCAAGGCUAUGGGCUGGAAGGAGGGCGAGGGCGUUGGUCCUAAGACAGUCAAGUACCAUCCAACACAAGAUCGAGUGUAUGGUCCUGCUAGACCAGGCCCUAGUGUGGAACCCACCUCCAAGAUAGCCGAGGGAUUUAUGUUUGCCCCUCGAGACUCUACCACCUGGGAGUUUUCUGGUAAGGACGACCUCCAUGGACUGGACUAUCGGGGCAUGGAGGAGAGGGGAGUGCUUUCUACACGUAAGGCAACAAAGGACCUGUAUGGAAUGAGGGGAGAGGCAUUUGGCACAGGUGCACUGGAGGAUGAGGAGGGUGACGAUGAGAAUGUGUAUGGGGUGGAGUCAAUGACAUCAUAUGAUGUCAGUUUGGCCGGUGAAGGAGACCUCAACAUGGAGAGGAGCUUUGGGUGGACAGGCAGAGAGAACGAUACCUGGGACCUGUCUUCCUUCACAAAGGCCCUGAAGAAGCCAGUUCACUAUAAGAGUCACCCUCCUCCCAAUGUUCCGAAAUCGUUUGUCGUUGUGCAUAAGUUUAAGCAACUAUCAGCUGGCACUGACCCAUCACUAAGAAAGCCCCUGUCAUCAACUAGUCGCUCUCACCUCCUGGCCGAUACCUCAGGUUCUGUAUUUGGACUGCUCUCACCUGCUGAUAGAGAGAGACUAAAGAAUGCUGCAGAGCAAACCAAAGAUGGACCAAACUCUCAACCUUCCACUGACCAGCGAAGGGAGCAACCAGUUGCUGUUACCUCUCACCCUGUACCUCCUGUUGCCAAAAAUGUGACGGAGUGGGAGAAUGAAGGCAAAGACAGAAUGACCAGGGCAGCUGCCAUCUACAAACCUCUAGGCACAAGUCUGGCCACCAGAUUUACAAGGCCGGGCGAAAACCAGGAAGCGCCCAAGUCACCUGAGUCUGAUGCUGUUCAGGCUGCUCGGGCAAGUUUAUUUGGAGCUCUAACCAGGGAGAUUCAGGACUGGUAUCCUCAUCGAAUUGUCUGCAAACGCUUUAAUAUUCCUGAUCCAUACCCAGGACAAAAUGUUGUGGGCGUUGAUGACGGCAAAGAAAAGAGACAGGACAAAAAUCGAGCGAUUAAUUUCGAACUAACCGAGAAAAUGGUAACAGAUGUUCCUGAUGAAGAUCCCAGCUCUGAAGUCUCUGAAGUGAUGAAAGAAGUUAGCCAGGAGGGUUCUGUUGAUGUUCAAAAAGAGGUACAGGAUGAUCGACCACCAAUGGAUUUGUUCAAAGAAAUAUUUGCAAACAGCGAUUCUGAAGAUGAAUCAGAGGAGACUAUGCAUAACAAGCCUAGCAAAAAUAUCUUAUCUCCAGCACUGUUGAGCGAAUGUAAACCUGUCACCAGUAGCAGAAAACAACCUGUAGAAAUGUGUAAAGAUACACAAUGGAAAGAUCUUUCUGUUGUUUCGUCUUCUAUCAAGCAAUCAGAAGAUAUGAAAUUACCGUCUGUUUCUCUAAAAAAAUAUCAAGAGCCUAUCAUUGUGGCUGAUCAAUCCAGUAAUAAACUAAAAUCAAACGUUGCCUCAUAUGGCCCUUCACUACCUCCAGAACGAGAUUCAAACGAUCACAUGCCUGUGGCUGGUUCUGCGACGAGGGGGCAACCCAAUGAUUACAAACAUGAGAAACAUAGAAUUAAGACACAUAAGAAACACAAGAGAGAAGUACAUGAGAGGAGAGAACAUAAAGAACGCAAAAAGAAAAAACAUAAACACUCAAAACACUGAGAAGGAAUCAAGGAUGAAAUGAAUGAUGUACAUGUAUGCUAUGCCGGUACAUUCAGUGCAUUUUUUGCUACUAAAACAGUUAUCACUUCAGCUA
Halichondria panicea is the source of this 2478-nucleotide messenger RNA. RefSeq names its product G patch domain-containing protein 1-like. Lineage: Eukaryota; Metazoa; Porifera; Demospongiae; Suberitida; Halichondriidae. Bases 183 to 2384 code for a protein of 733 amino acids. The transcript is spliced from 15 exons. Gene Ontology annotation, cellular component: nucleus. Gene Ontology annotation, molecular function: RNA binding. Gene Ontology annotation, biological process: mRNA processing. The record is from RefSeq and is a predicted model, not a curated record.